GUCCUCGUCAUUCUUCAUUUUCCUGCGCCGAGCAGCAAAGAUGGAAAAGAGCGCCGGCGAUCCACCGCGCGAUUCCGAUAACAACUUGAACUGGAGCGAGGCCGUCGAGGAUCUUCUAUCUUCCGGCGACACAGACGCCGCAAUCUCGCGCCUGGAAUCCGUAGUGUCCCAACUCCAACUCCAACCCACUCCGCCUUCCCAAGCGGCGGAUCUCCAAUUGGCUUCCGCUCUCACUGAAUUGGCCAAUCUCUACUCCUCCAACGACUUCUCCCUCAAGUCCGACGAACUUCGCUCCCGCGCCGCGCUCCUCAGACACCGCGCUCUUGGUUCCCGCGUGGACGAUCAAGAUUCGGACGUUGGUGCCGCUUCCUCUUCUCGAUAUGAUGGUGCUGUUCAGAAAUCUUCAUCACAUUCUGCUGGUGGUGGUGAUGAAGCUUCAGAUGAUGAUUGGGAAGCUGCGGCGGAUCGUGCACCCAGUGAAUUGCUCUCUCCUGACUGCCUGCCGAGUGUAUCAGAAGUCUCAAAGAAAGAUGAGGCUGACAAAAAGCCUAAGCGCCGUGGAAGAGGCACAUUCACAUAUAAGAAGAACGGAUUGUAUAGCGAUCAGCAAUCUGAUGCACUUGUUUCUGAUGAUGAAGAGGAUGGGGAGGUGGGAGAAACUAGCCAGAGUGGAGAAUCAAAACAUGCUACGUAUGGCACACAUCAUGUUCUUGUCCUGGCUGACUUCCCUCCCAGCACGAAAACAACAGAUCUAGAAAGGUUUGUGGACGGCUUCAAAGAUCGGGGAGUCUCAAUCCGUUGGGUUAAUGAUACGACUGCUCUUGCAAUUCGAUCUCCCAAUACAGCACUGGAGGCCCGCAACUCUGUUAAAUUUCCAUUCACUGUACGUAUUCUCAAUGACGAUGAUGUCCUUAUGAGCUCCAUCUCAACCAAAGACUUGGAACCUCCGAGGCAACGGCCUCAAACAUCAACAAGAACGGCUCAAAGGCUGAUUGCUCAAGGGAUGGGACUGAAGUUGCCUUCCCCUGGGUUUGGAUCCCGAGAGCUCAAGAACCAGGAAGAAGCCAGAAAGACUCGGAUAGUUACCAGGCAAAAGCUGAGGGAUGACGCUUGGGGAGACGAUUGACUUGCCAAAUUAGUCUGCGGAAUUAUGUAUAUUGUUGGAGAUUUGUAGCAUUGACCUUGAGAGCUAUAAGGUGGCCUUAGAACGUAACGUGGUUUGAUUUUGGCUAUUUGUCUUCCUCUUGAUGUUCCUC
Molecule: messenger RNA, 1256 nt
Organism: Linum tenue
Lineage: Eukaryota; Viridiplantae; Streptophyta; Magnoliopsida; Malpighiales; Linaceae
Source: the annotation of a GenBank genome assembly